AUGGCACAAUUGCUGGCACUGUCGCGGGCACGUCAGACGUGGCGAGCUCGACGGUCGCUGCUCAUCUCCUCUAGCGCGUUCGCUUCAUCUCCUUCUCUUGCACCACCUCUAGCUUCCGUCUCCCCGACAAAAGCUCGUCACCAUCCCCAUUCCUUUGAGUCCCUUGCGCACACUUUUAGAGCUGUGGAGCAUGUCAAACAGUCGCGGGUCACCAGCACGCGGGUACUGGCUCAAGGUUAUCGUCAACUACUGGCUCUGUCGACGUCACAGGAGCCCCUUGCAAGCGCUUUGUACCUCACUGCGUCGCAACUGGCGCCGCCCUACGAAGGCGUGGAGCUUCAGUUUGGCACCAAGAGUUUUGUGAAGAUUUUGAAACAGUUUGAGGUGCACCAGGAAGAAAACGUGGACUCGACGCAGACGCUGGAGCAAGUGCUAGCGUCGUUUUCGGACUAUGGACUGGCCAUGCAAUCGCUACUGGACACUGGGCGUGUGGCUUUGCCUACAAUUGAAGAGACAGAAAAGGUGCUCUGUAUCCAAACAGUGCAUGCAGGGUUAAUGGCGAUCGCACAGGACGAAGGAGCUGGCAGCAGUGCUAGAAAGCAGCAACGUGCACUAAAGUUGCUUCAGCAGUGCAGGUGCUCCGAGGCACGUGUUUGUCUCGCUCGAAUGCUCGCGCAUCAAAAUUUGCGCAUGGGGAUGGGCGAAAAGUCGAUCCUCUCGGCUCUUGCAAUGGCCAGCACACCGCUAAUUAAGGACAAUGCUCAUGAGCAAGUCGGCGGCGCGCGUCCAGCACAAGAAAAGGAGUGGGUGGACUGCGUGACACAAGCAUAUGCACAGCACCCGAACUACAGCGUACUGGCUCAGUUAAUACAUCAGAGCCAGCACGAAAAUGACCUUCAGAAGAAGAUAAAAUGGAUGCGCAACAAAACCCUUCCUGCGACGGGUGUUCCGGUGCUGACCAUGUCUGCGUACCCAAUGUCGAGUGUCGAGGCAGUCCUGGAUCGCAUUGCUAAGUCAGCAGGUCGCACAGCCACUUGCGAAUACAAAUACGAUGGUGCACGUGUUCAAGUGCACCUAUCGCUAGGUGCCGGCAGCCGUAAUUGCUCUGUCCGGCGUAUUUUCAGCCGCAACAUGGAAGACAUUACAGCUCGAUUCUCCACUCUUCUGGACGCGCUAGAAUUGCGUGUGAAAGCUCGCGAUGCAGGAGCGGAAGGGUCAUCUUCCGCGGAAUCACUGAUUGUGGAGGGAGAGGUCGUUGCGCUGGAUCGAAUCACUGGGACUUUUCAUCCGUUUCAAGUACUGCAGACAAAAACCACGACCGAAUUCUGUUUGUUUUUGUUUGAUCUUCUUGCUGUCGAUGGCAAGAGUCUUCUACAGAAAUCUCUGCGCAGUCGACGAGCGUUGUUGCACGAUCUUCUUGGCGAAAAAGCUGGUUAUGUCGAGUUCGUGAAGUGCGUCGACAUUAGCUUAGCAUCUGCUGACGAAACCAGGAAUCAAGCCGCUCUUGUGCGAAAGUAUCUUGCAAAGGCAGUGGCUACUGGCUGUGAGGGAUUAAUGAUAAAGUUGCUGGACGGUGAAGAGUCAGAGUAUAAAGCCGGGCGAAGGUCGCACUCCUGGAUGAAACUUAAGCAUGACUAUGUCUUGGACGAAUCCACUCAUUGCAGUGGAAAACCCACUGUUGCGAACUCCCGUGACAACGGCACAUUCCUAGCCGAUACGCUAGAUUUGGUGCCUAUUGGCGCAUUCUACGGUAAAGGCAGACGUGCAGGGUUGUUUGGCUCUUUUCUCAUGGCAACGUACAACUCCACAAGCGGCAAAUUUGAGACUAUCGGGAAGGUUGGUACGGGCUUCUCGGACGCUAGUCUGAUGGAAGUAUCAGCACGCUUUCGGAAAGCGGUUUUGCCCGCAAAAGAGGGCGUGCCAGAGCAAUACCGAUCCUGCGCCAUUCGGAGCUGUCAUCCUGACGUAUGGGUCGUGCCAGAGGAAGUGUGGGAGAUCAAAGCAACUCAACUGACAGAAUCAUCUUCGUACACGUGUGGCACUGACAUGGACACCGACUCUUUCAAUGCUGCUGCUUCUCGAAAAGGACUGGCGCUUCGUUUUCCUCGCUUUGUUCGAUUUCGGCCGGACAAGAAACCUUUGCAAGCAACAGAGAGCGAGCAAGUCAAGGAGCUUUUUCAGCAGCAGCAAUUAUAA
Molecule: messenger RNA, 2196 nt
Organism: Peronospora matthiolae
Lineage: Eukaryota; Oomycota; Peronosporomycetes; Peronosporales; Peronosporaceae
Source: the annotation of a GenBank genome assembly